Molecule: messenger RNA, 1068 nt
Organism: Penicillium soppii
Lineage: Eukaryota; Fungi; Ascomycota; Eurotiomycetes; Eurotiales; Aspergillaceae
Product: OSTA/TMEM184 family protein
Exons: 5
Biological process (GO): transport
Molecular function (GO): transporter activity
Source: RefSeq, a predicted model, not a curated record
UCAUCCCAGCCAUUUGUGCACGACAUAGAUUUUCAUACCUUCAACAUGAUCCUCUCCGGUGCCUGCGCGGCAUUCACUUGCCUCGCUAUCUUUACUUUGAUGACACUGCACGCAACCCACUUCAGCAAUCCAUACAGACAGACAAGAAUCAUGAGGAUCUGCGCCCUUCUUCCGGCCUAUUCGAUCUUCUCAUUCCUUGCAGUUUGUUUUCCCAACGCAUACGUAUACCUGGUAGCAUGGCUAGACCUGUUCCAGUCGAUUGCCUUGUGCGGCUUCUUUUUCCUGCUUUGUAACUUUCUCAACCCGGACGAAGAUGCACGGUGCAUGUUUCUUGCAAGCUAUCGGCCCAAAAAGGGCAAAAUGAGCUCAAAGAACAUGAACGGACUCAUGUGGUUUCAGAGAAAAUGGCUCUCCAUACUGCAAUACCCAGUCGUGGCUCUCUUUGUUGCGGUGGCAAGUUGUAUCACUCAGUCCGCCGAUGUCUACUGUCUUGAGAGUAACAAAGCAUAUUUUGGACAUCUUUGGCUUAACAUCAUUCGCAUUUUGUCUGUGGUUAUCGCAGUAAUGGCGGUUAUCAAAUUCUACAUCGCUUUGAAACCUCAUAUUUCACACCACCACCCACUCGUGAAGCUGAUUGCAUUCAAACUCAUUGUUGGACUAGUAUUCUUCGAAAAUAUCGUCUUCACAAUCCUCCGUUCUACAUCCGCACUUUCACCUACGGCGAAAUUGACGUACGCAGAUGUUCACAUGGGAAUCCAAACUAUGAUCAUUUGUAUCCAGAUGGUACCUAUCGCUUGCUUCUUCUAUUAUGCAUAUGGGAUCGGACCAUACAGUCUAUCACGAUCCUCCACCUCUUCCAGCGACAGGCAUGAUUAUUCUACGGUUGAUAGCAAUGGAGCCAAGCUUCAGCAGGGAUACCACGGGGGCCUUUUUGGAGCUGGGGCUUGGAUGAUGCUUUGUAAUCCGAUAGAAUAUGUCAGGGAUAUCCGGGAUACAUUUCACAUGAUCAAUCGAGUUCGCCAAGCACCGCAACGAACCUUGCCAAGCGAGUCAACAGCAUACCGAUAA